Molecule: messenger RNA, 564 nt
Organism: Candidula unifasciata
Lineage: Eukaryota; Metazoa; Mollusca; Gastropoda; Stylommatophora; Geomitridae
Source: the annotation of a GenBank genome assembly
AUGGCUUCAGCAAUUAUAAACGAGAAGUCGGACGAUCUAAAAAACUCGUGGGUGGAACUUUCUUGUGAUGAACAUGCUAAGGAAGGAGUUGAAGCAGGCAACAUAAACCUGACAGUUACAUGCACAGACAGCAUGGAAAAACUGCUGUUUGAUGCCCAGCGUGAAUCGGCUACUCCUUCAAGACCAAACAGCAACGAAUCCUCACACAGGGGCAGCCCUAAAAGUCCUGCAAGCCCAAGCACAGAGUGGCCAAAUGAAGAAUGGCGUUCUAAACAGGAUCUUGAUACAGACCUGGUAUGGGAUUGGUCAAGUCGUCCAGAAGUUCAACAGUCAUUUGACAAGUUGAGAGAAAAAUUUCGACACUCUGGCAGCAAGCUAAGCAACAUCCCUGUUUGUUCACGAAAUGCUCCAGUCACAAAGAAAACACAGCUGUUCUCGUGGGCUAACCUGCCUAAUUUGUUCCUCACACAUGCUUGUACAUUCUUUCUGGGUGCAGCAGUUGUCUUCAUAUACUUGAGAAAGUACUAUGGCUUAAAUGGUAUAGUUCAGGUAGCUUUGGACUGA